Molecule: messenger RNA, 2346 nt
Organism: Uloborus diversus
Lineage: Eukaryota; Metazoa; Arthropoda; Arachnida; Araneae; Uloboridae
Product: myosin light chain kinase, smooth muscle-like
Exons: 11
Coding region: 256-1257 (333 amino acids)
Biological process (GO): protein phosphorylation; intracellular signal transduction; positive regulation of apoptotic process
Cellular component (GO): nucleus
Molecular function (GO): ATP binding; protein serine/threonine kinase activity
Source: RefSeq, a predicted model, not a curated record
AUUUGGAGUUCGUCUGUUUGUUUUUACCUCAUCCCUCUCCUUUUUUCACUACUACAGUGCUUUUGUGGUUUCUGGUGUUCUUGGUCCCUUGCCUUGUGACAGUGGCGGCUACAAGUCGCUAACAUUCCUCAAACGUCUUGCUGGAUAAAGCCAACUGUUUGCACGAGCUCUUUAAGGAUUCACUGAAACUUUUUCUCUUUGGAUACGAUACUUGUCAUAAAGAAAUACAUAACUUCCAAGAAUCAGUAGAACGAAAUGUCCAUUUAUGUUGAUGAAACAGAUCCCGGAGAAGAUCCUGAAGCAGAUUUUCAACCCAGGAAUGUGAUUGUGAAAAAGGGAAAAGAUGUUAAGACAGACUACAUAUUAAACGAAGAGCUUGGGAGAGGCAAGUUUGGGACAGUACACAGAUGUACAGAAAAAGCAACAGGGAAAGUGUUUGCUGCUAAAUUCAUCACUACAACAAAGCCUCAAGAUCGAAAAGAUGUGGAAAGAGAAGUAGAGAUAAUGGCAGUAUUACAGCAUCCACGGUUGCUACAACUUUAUGAUGCAUUCGACGAUGGGAAGAAGACUAUGUGUUUGAUAUUAGAAAUAAUAGAAGGAGGAGAAUUAUUCGAAAGGGUAAUUGAUGAAGAUUUCGUCCUCACGGAAAAGGCUGUUACUAUAUUUAUGAGGCAAAUAUGUGACGGUGUUCUGUACAUGCAUUCAAAAAAUAUACUACAUUUAGACAUGAAGCCUGAAAACGUAUUGUGCACCAGUCGAACGGGAAACAGAAUUAAACUCAUAGAUUUUGGCUUGGCUAGGAAAUAUGACCCGAAAAAGAAGCUGAAAAUUCUCUUUGGAACUCCAGAGUUCGUGGCUCCAGAGGUCGUAUCCUUUGAGACUAUCAGUUAUCAAACAGACAUGUGGAGCGUAGGAGUCAUAUGUUACGUUUUGUUAUCUGGUUUGUCUCCAUUUAUGGGUGACAGCGACAUGGAAACUAUGGCUAAUGUAACUCGAGCUGAAUGGGAUUUUGAAGAUGAAAGUUUUGAUGACAUUUCUGAUGAUGCGAAGGAUUUCAUUUCAAAACUUUUAGUGAAAGAUCGAUUGCAAAGAAUGGACGCUACACAAGCUUUGCAACAUGCUUGGCUAAGUAGAGACAAAAAGAAGCAAGAGACUACUCUUGACAAAAAGAAAUUAAAGAAAUUCGUUAUCAGAAGGCGUUGGCAGAAAGCCGUCAAUGCUCUCAUUGCUCUCAUUCGAAUGGGUGCUACGAUAUAAUGCUCAGUGGUUAAGGACAAAAGGUUAAUGUCUAUGAAAUAAUUUGAAUAAUUCCUAUCUAAUGGAGAAUGACUGCGACUCAGAAGCUACUCGUUCCCCUCCUCAACUUUCCUUUUUUGCACCAUCAUCUUACCUUGGACAAUAAUGUGCAAAUUGACGAAGGAAUUGCAUAAUUAAACUGCGGACUGAAUUUGAAACAUAAUGGAAGUUUCCAAAAUUGGGAAAAGAACUCUGUAAAUUUUAACUAUCCAUUUCAUUCACUUAUCAAACUAUUUCCCGUAGUAAUAUAUUUUUUAGAUUUAGUGGUACGUAAGCUACAGAAGUAAAUAGCAUCGUAUUUAAUCAUUCAUUAGCUUCUUAAAAUUUCGUUUAAUGAAGUUUUAAAUGCCUGAAAAAUGAAAAAUUUACUUGAUGUCACGUGAACUUUUAUAAAUAAACGCAGCAAGCAAAACUAAAUUUUGUGACUACACAAUAGCAAUAAAGUUUCAUUAUCUCUUGGAGUGCGGGGAAAAUGUGAAAGUGUCCCGGGUUCCUAUUAAUGCCUUUCUCUAAAAUCACGUUCCCAAGAGCCUAUUUCGGCUUCAAUGAAUUCGUGUUUGCGUCUAAUGAAACAACUUUUUCUACUCACGCGGCAAAUAUGUUGAUGCAUAUGACGACAUCAUUAGAAACUUGAAAACCUUUUGAAACGCAUUAUCUGCAAGCACUUUUCUUUCCUUCUUAAUUAGGAUAAUCAGUGUUCAACACAUAUUUGAAAAUGAUUUUUCUUCCUUCUUACCUUUGUGUAUUUCUCAGCCAGUGGGCGGGACGACCUUCGGAAAGUUGAAUUUAUGCUUUACCACGAAAAUUCCAAACUUCAUUUACAUCGAACAGCUUGUUCGGAAUUUCUUUCGGUAGUUUAUAGAUAAGUUAUUAGUUUAAAGUGUCUCUGGAAUAUAUGAUGCACAACAAUUGACUGCUGUCUCGACUUUAUUGGGGUAAAAAUGAUCUACAUCAUGCAUAAAAAAAAUUGUUUUUUAUGCUAUAAACAUUUUGGUUAUGUAUGACUGUGAUUUUGUAUCUGUUUUUGAAAAUAAAGUAUUCGUAAAAAUA